GGCUGCACCCGGGCUGCGCCUGAGUUUGGGGCUGGGGCUGGUGAUGCUGCAGCUGGGCCAGUUUGCUAGGCUUGGGCGGAGGCCAAGGGAUGGCGAAUGUGCGGGUGGCCGUGAGGGUCCGGCCCCUCAGCAAGAGGGAAACCAAAGAAGGAGGGAGAAUUAUUGUGGAAGUUGAUGGCAAACUGGCAAAAAUCAGGAAUUUAAAGGUGGACGGUCGAUCAGAUGGCUUUGGUGACUCUCGGGAGAAGGUUGUGGCAUUUGGCUUUGAUUACUGCUACUGGUCAGUCAACCCAGAGGACCCUCAGUAUGCAUCUCAGGAAGUGGUGUUCCAGGAUUUGGGGACUGAAGUACUGUCUGGAGCUGCCAAAGGCUAUAACAUAUGCCUUUUUGCCUAUGGGCAGACAGGCUCUGGGAAGACAUACACCAUGCUGGGGACCCCAGCCUCUGUUGGACUGACGCCACGGAUAUGUGAGGGUCUCUUUGUCAGGGAGGAAGACUAUGCUCCGCUGCCUUCCUCCUGUAGGAUAAAAGUAAGUUUUCUGGAAAUCUAUAACGAACGAGUGAGGGAUCUGUUGAAGCAGUCUGAUCAAAAAAAGUCUUAUACCCUGCGGGUCAGGGAGCACCCAGAGAUGGGGCCCUAUGUACAAGGUUUAUCUCAACAUGUAGUUACCAACUAUAAGCAAGUAAUUCAGCUCUUGGAGGAGGGAAUAGCAAACAGAAUCACAGCAGCUACCCAUGUCCAUGAGGCCAGCAGCCGAUCUCAUGCCAUCUUCACUAUUCAUUAUACUCAGGCAGUUCUGGAGAACAACCUCCCCUCUGAAAUCACGAGCAAGAUCAACCUUGUGGACCUAGCAGGCAGUGAAAGAGCGGACCCCAGUUACUGUAAAGACCGGAUUACAGAAGGAGCCAAUAUCAACAAGUCUCUCGUGACUCUGGGAAUUGUCAUCUCCACCUUAGCCCAGAACUCUCAAGUUUUCAGCAGCUGCCAGAGUCUCAACAGUGUAACCAGCAACGGUGGUGACAAUGGGAUUCCUAGCUCUCCUUCUGGGACCAGUCAUGGAGGGGGACCCUCCCGGAGGCAGUCUUACAUCCCCUACCGGGACUCCGUAUUGACCUGGCUGCUGAAGGACAGCCUUGGAGGCAACUCGAAAACCAUCAUGGUUGCCACCGUGUCUCCUGCGCACACUAGCUACAGUGAGACCAUGAGCACACUGAGAUAUGCAUCCAAUGCCAAGAACAUCAUCAACAAGCCACGGGUAAAUGAGGAUGCAAACGUGAAGUUGAUCAGAGAACUCAGGGAAGAGAUUAGAAGACUGAAAGCCUUGCUGCUGAGCUUCGAGCUGAGAAACUUCAGUUCAUUGAAUGAGAAGGAUGGAAAUCUGAAGGAGCUGGUUCUCCAGAAUGAAUUGAAGAUAGACCAGCUGACCAAAGAGUGGACCCAGAAGUGGAAUGAGUGGAAAGCCCUCGUGGAGCAUUACAGAGUGGACAUCAACAGGAGGAAGGCUGGGGUUGUCAUCGACUCCAGCCUGCCACACCUGAUGGCCUUGGAGGAUGAUGUGCUCAGCACAGGAGUUGUACUCUAUCACCUCAAGGAGGGGACAACAAAAAUAGGAAGGAUUGACUCAGAGCAGGAACAGGAUAUUGUCCUGCAGGGUCAGUGGAUCGAGAGAGACCACUGCACCAUCACCAGCGCCUGCGGGGUCGUCGUUCUGCGGCCUGCCCAGGGGGCCCGCUGCACAGUCAAUGGCCGGGAGGUCACUGCCUCCUGCCGUCUGACCCAAGGAGCAGUCAUCACCCUGGGGAAAGCGCAGACAUUCCGAUUCAGCCACCCAGCAGAGGCUGCUGUCCUUCGGCAGAGAAGGCAGGUUGGAGAGGGUGUUGGUGGCAGUGGCUCUUUGGAGUGGCUGAACUUGGAUGGAGAUGUCACUGCCUCCAGGUUGGGUCUCUGCCCUUCGUUUUGGAAAAAAAGGAAAGAGCUGGGGGAGCAGAGCAGUGAGGACCACCGGCUUCCUGGGGCUGGAGAGACGCCGCACAGGACCGAGGUUCAGCAGCCACAGCAGUGCUACGUCGGGGAUUUGAAGCAGCACAUCCUAGCAGGACAGAUUAGAGCCAAACGGGACCUGGAAUUUGACCAGGCACACGUCACCUGGCAGAUUAAAGACAACCAUCAGUGGCAGCUCAGAGAAGAGACCUGGCUGGCAAGCUCGCAGCAGCAGCAACUGCAAGGCUGUGCAGCAGAGAAAGAACUUGAGGCCUCUGUGCCAGCUGAUUCUUGGCUUCAGACAGAUCCCGAGACUCAACUGUCCCCAGUUGCCCGAAGCCAGAAGAGGGCGAGGCUGCUUCAGCUCCCGCGGAGACGAGCUGCAGAGCUGAACAUCUGGCGAAGAAAGGUCUCCUUCCAGCUAGAGACAAUCAUCAAGAAGCAGAAGCUGCUGGAGGCCCAGAAGAGGCUGGAGCAGCUCAAGGCACUGUGCUGGCUCCAGGAUGGUUGUCCCUGGGAGCCUCCACACGAGGUCCCCAGCUCUGAUGCCAUGGUCCCAAGCCGUCAAUGUGGAAGCAAAUCGACAAGUUGCAGCUCUUUGAGCCUCCGAAGGCUCUGCCUCCGGUACUUGCCCCAGCUCCGCAGUGUUUUCCUGGAUCGGGAUGCCUCCUCCACAUUAUCCCCUAUGCCUGACUCUACUGAUCAUACAUCAGAGAAAACCCAAUCAGAAGAGUAUUUGUCCCAGGCUGCUUCUCACCCGCCAAGGGCAGGGCGUUUCAGCAAGAUUGUUCUCUGUUCCUCCGGUGAGGGACAGCUCUGCACAGCCAGGGCGGCCUUGGCCUGGAGGAGAGCCUCGGCCCCAGGCUUCACAGUGAGCUCUGGGCUAUCCGGCACCCAGGAAAUGGAGAGAGUGAGUAAGCAGCCCCACUGGAUGGUGCCCCAGGGCUUAGCAUCUCUGGGCCAACCAGCCAAGAAGCUGAAGCCAAGGGAUGAGCCGGAGGCCCUCACCCCUUCCACCCAGACCAGGAAGGCUAAGGGACUAUCAGACUCUGGCUACAGAUCAGCAGGGUGGCGAAACGUAGGGGACCUUGGGACCCACAAGGCUGCUAAAGGAGCCGCUUGCAGUUCCUCGCAUCCCGGUGGACCCAAACAGGCAGCUGGGUGUGGAAAGGCAGCCAGGACUUUUUGGGCAGAAUCCAAACCACUUUCUCCAAGUAGGGCAUUAAAAGGGCAGCAGAGGGUGCUGGCAGAUAGGGCCAAAGACAUUACCAAAAAGUCUUCUCGUUUGCCUCGUCGCAGCACUUCGAAGAGGCAGCACAGUGCAGGGGACCCAGACCCCAUGGCCUCGCUCACCAAUUCCAGCCCAGUAGCAGAUCCCACCAGGGAAAAAGAUGGUGAUUUGUCAGAUGCAGAUAGCACUUACUCAGUGGAUUCUCUCUCCUGUGUCUCUGCCAAAGCCCUGACGGAGCCGCUGGAGCCAGGGCACUGCCAGGGGAAGGAACGGGAACUCCCAGAGCCAGAGAACACUGAAAGUGACAACAGCCAAAUAUCUGAGGACUCUCUGGCUGAGAAGGGACACCAAAGCCCCCAGGACAGCCCAGGGGGCAGUUAUCUCACCAAUGGCCACGGCCACCACAGGGCCAGAGCUAGAGCCUCUGUGAGGGGCUUCACCACAUCCUCAGACGGCAGACCAUUGGCCCCGGCUCACAGGAGCUUUUCACUGGAUAGCUUGAUUGACGCUGAGGCAGAACUGGGGGAAGAUCAGCAAGAAGAACCUUUCUUCACUUCAGCUGACGAGAUGCCAACAGAGACUUUUUGGCACCUGCAGACCUCCAGUCUGCCCGUGGUGGGCCAGGAGGCAAUGUGCAGGCCUGGUCCCAUCACCCAAAGAGCAGGAGCCAGGCUGGAUGCCAUCCUGCCAAUGAGCAGUUCAUUCUACCUUGAUUCCCAGCCCCCGCCCUGCUGUGAGCAGCCUGAGUCGAAGGUGGUGGAGGCAAGCUCCUCUGAGCAAGUCAGCGUUCUGCAAGGCAUGCAGGUUUCAAGAGGGAGCCCACUGUUGUCCCUGGAUUCCUGGUUUUCCUGUGACUCCAAGGUCAAUCCCAGCAGCCCCCUCGGAAUAGUAGGUUCUUCCUGUCCAAGUCCUGAUGUCCAAGAAUUUCAGCCCCGUGGUCGGGAGAGGCCUGGGUACUGGCCAAGUGUGGAAGGACUAAAGCCGCCAGGUGCAGAGACAGUCCCGCCCUACACCUCCAAACCGCCCCCAGGUGGCGCUGAGCUGCCCUGUAGUGUAAGGGCUGUGUACACAAUUCCUGCUUCUGACACAUCCAGGCUGUCAUUCUGGGGGUCUUACAGGCUGCUUCAGCAAGGAGCUGAUGCCACCUUUCAGGCCACAGGUGUCCCUGACGCAGCCCAGCAAGGCAACUUGGAAACAUCCAACAGCUCUCAUGUGUCAAGCGCGCUGGCUGCCUCUGCGGUCUCAUUGACUCACGCAGGCAGUGCCCGUGAGGGGGACUGGGCCGCCCUUCAGCAAAAGUACCUCCUUGAACUCUCUCAUCCUGUUUUGGAGGACACAGCAGAGCCCAGGCCAGCUUUUACCUCCUUUGAGGAAGAUUCUGGUUCCUUGGCCCAAGCAUCUGGCAAAGGAGGAGAUAGUCUAUUGGCAGUUGGUUCUGGGGUGUCUAGCAGUUUGAAUUUCAACUUUCCGAUCCAUAUAUCCAAAAUCAGGCAUUUGAAGGCAGAGAAAGAACAGAACAGUUUGAGUGUCAAGUUAGAAAGUACUUCAGAUUUCUUCACAGCAAGUGAGAAAGAGGUGAGUUACAGUGGAAAUUAUUCAGCAGACAUAGAAUCACUGACUUCUGGAACUACAAAUGCACAGGUCUUUGCAGCAGACAACAAGGUAGCAAAUUGCAUAAUAGAAGCAUGGAAAGUCACACAGAACAGCUUGGAAGAGUCCUCUCAGAGUGGCAGGAGGAAACCUGGACUGGUGACUUCCUCUGAUGAACAGUUCUUCCUGAAGAACUCUUGUCACAGUAAUGUCACCAUAGCCACCAAAGAAGACCAUUGGCCCCAAGGCUUGGCUCCGCUCAGGAAGAAGAGUACAAGCCAGGCAGACCAAUUAAAUCAUAACAGCCACCAGCUGCAACAGGAGGAGGACGCAAAUUGCCAGGAGAGCUCCAAGGAUGCGGUUGGAAGACAUGCCAACCUUUCCCUUGCCUUUCCAUUGGGUCCAGAGCUGUACCUCCACUCCACUCCUUGGAGCUCAUUCCCAUCUUCCCUGCAGCCACCUCCCUUAGAGACAUUCUAUGUGACCAAAAGCCGGGAUGCCCUGACAGAAACUGCCUUAGAGAUCCCGGCUUGCAGAGAAGCGAGAGUGCCUUCCCCACCUCCCCGGGAAGCCUGGGGCUUUGACCAUGACUACCAAGUCCUCCAGAAUGUUUACUUGAACGAUAACUUCUCAGUGCUGUUACAAAAACAGAAUUCCAAGAUGACCUCCUCUCAGCAGGUCACAGCAGGGAGGCCCGCUGACCUAAACACCAAGGAAGUUAGUGGAGAAAUGGGGAAAUGCCCUGGAAAUAUUAAAGAAGAAAGCCAUAAUUCAGUGUAUUUUUUUGUUGCUCAGAACAGACAUUUUCUUACAUCUGCCAGCACAAAAGUAUGUGAAUAUGAAAAUCAAGUUGGAAACUUAAAUAAACACAGUCUUCCAGCACUCAAGAAGGAAGAAAAGAUCACUAUACAGUCCCAUUGCAAUCUUUCCUCAGACAGUUCUAAGUCUGGGAAGCCUCUUCUUCUUUGUGCAUCUGAGGCAGGUGGGGAAGAACAGCAAGGUGAGAAUGCAGUCCUAAGACAGACCCAGGCCUCUGAUAAAAACAGCCAGCUCCCUUCUGGGGCCAGAUCUGAUUUCAUCUAUAAAACCUUCUCUCUCCAUCCCAAAGACAGCUCAGAAGGGUGUAAGCUGCCAUGGACAGAGUCUACAUGUGAAAAGUUCCAGUCAGCUAUAUACUCACAGGAAAGGAACCUCACUGAAUGCAAGAGCCCUGGAAAGUUGCAAGUAACGUUAAAUCCCGAAGAGCCACCUUCUGGGAAAAAACAGAAUAAAGGAGUUAAUAAUGCUGAUGAAAUGGCUAGGCUAAUUAAGAGUGUAGUGCAGCUAGAAAAUGAUAUCUUAGAAAUCGAAUCCAAGCAGAAUAAGCAACUAUAUGCUUCCCACACACUGGGGGUCAGUAAUGAGUUUGUGUUCCAGGACCAGGAGAUGGCUGACCAUGUCCUGAGGCCAAGCAGCUCUGGAAACCACUUGUCCUUUAAGGAUCAGCCGUCUUCUCCAAAAGAGACAGAUGAUACUAUCUUUAGGGAUGGUGAAGCUGGAGAAAGGAAGGCUAACAGUAGCACUGGGGAGGAUGCCCAAGUUCAGAAAAUCACCCUGAGUCCCUUCACGUCAAGAGAAUGGGUGCAAAACAUGAGAUUUGUGAGAGAACACACCUCCCCGGCUGUAUUAGACAAGCCUGCCAGGGACAGUUGUGAUUAUUUAGGGACAGGUACAGUGCACAGUGAGUGCACCAAAACUUCCGUUAAUCCUUGGAGAACAAAAGCAUUGGCUAGAGCUGCACCAUUGCAGGCCAGGCCUGAGCGGUUUCCUGAGAAGGAAAAUGAGUCGAUGCGUGCAUCAGUGAGCCCCAGGGGGCAGCCGUGUGGUUUGGAAAGUCUGGAGGAAUCAAAGCCUGUGAACAAUUUUCAGGAAAGCCAGGGUGCCAAACACAUAAGUAGUUUUGACCCAGAGGGGCCAAAAGUUCAAGGCAGAGUUAAAGAAAGAAUUAUGCAAAGCGGAGAGAGCCUACAAGAGGAAUGCAAAAUGGUCUCAUCGAUGCAGAAACUUCUUAGUCCAAGCCAACAUUGUAUGGGCACAUUUUUCAGCCAGGAGACCAGCCCAUUGCUGAGCUGGCCAUACUCCUCUACAGCUCCUCACCAAGACCUGAUUAACACCUUGCCCUUGAAUUCCCCAAGACUACCAAGAAGCUGUCUUCAUGCACCUGAUGCUAUAGGCUUCUCUUCAGUUGACUAUGUGCUGGAUCCUACAGUGUUGAAAACGCCUAACAGUCCCUGGGGAACUGAAGUAGCAUGUCAGGGCCAGUGCGAGGAGCCCAGAAGCCACAGCCCUCAGGGGAAUGUUCGAGGGGGCUCCUCCAGUGCACACAUUGCCGGGUGUGGGUCUGCAGGCUUCGUGGCCAUGGGAUCUUGGGAUCAAUCCAGUGCCUUGGAGAGCACUCCCCUGGGGGCUGAGGGCAGGAGAUCAGCAAGUACAAGUCCUCAAGACCAAAGAUGGAGCCCCAGAAGCACCUCGGUGGGCUUGAGUGCCAGGGUGGGUUCAGUUGCUGAAGCAGAGGCAGCUGCACAAAAAGGAACAGAAAGAGCCGGUUCCCUGAACAGGGUCUCUAGCCUACUUGAAAAGAGGGCCCCCUGUCCCUUAGAAGAAGGUAAUGACCAAGGCUGGGAGGUGAGGCAGAAGGCAGAGAAGGAGGCCGAGAACCUUGGUCCUACCAGUGCUACUUUCUCAGCACCUGCGUUCCUGGGGCCGCACCUGGAGCCCUCUGCCCAUACAUCCACGGGCCUGGCCGUUUUGGAGGAGAUCAGAGAGACAGGGGCCCACAGAAAGCAGCCUCAUGACUUGGUGGCUGAGGGCACAGUCCUUCCUCACUAUGAGACUUUAUUAGAACCUGAAUGUUCUUCAAGGGCCCCUAGCAGGCCUCAGUGUCAACAAAUGGACCAACCAGCAUCAGACAGGACUGGACAUGAGAGUGAAGCACAGGGAUUUCAUGUGGCAUCUCCCUGUGCAGAACCAGGACAUCUGUGGGCUGAUGAGAGGAAAGUCCUGAAGACCACACCCCCCUCUGCAGACAGCUUUCCACCUUUGCCCAACACUGACGUUAACACAGGACCAUGGCAGCCCCCGCAGGUUUUCUCCCAGGCUGGCCCUGCUCUAGGCACAAACCAUCAUUCUGGAGAACUGAGACCUUUCCUGAGUGCAGGCGAGCAGUUUAUUUGUUACUCUGGCCCUUUUGAAAUCAGAGAGAAAAAGAAAGCAGCAACUGGAAUACCUUCAGCUGAUCAUGUAAGCUCAGGCAGUCUUCCUUCUUCAGCAGCUGUAGAGGAGGACAGGAGGGUAAUACCAGAGAAAGUAGUGGCUGCCUUAUCUUCUCAGGACCCCUCUGACAAUCCUGGAGUGAGUUGGCAGGGGCAGAGCCAGUUAGUUCCACUGGAGGCUGCAGAGGGCACACCCCCUGGCAGUCAGGAGAGCAGCUGGGCACACCAGAAACCUAGAACUCUAAAUGCCACGUAUGGAGGAGGCUCGGGUAGCUUCAUGGUGGCUGCACAGGGAGGAAAAGCAGCCUGUUCUGAGAGUCAGCUUGUGAUCUGUAAUGUUCAGAGCUCUGCCAGUCUCCCAGGGCCUAACCAAGAGCAUGUCCAAGACCUCGAGGCUUUCAGGGUCUUAGAAAAAAGAAGCACAAGUCCCAAACAAGGCACUGUCCUGGCUGGAGGCCUGAGAAGCUCCGAACUGCAAGCUCCCUCACAGCAGUGUGUGAAGAAGGGGAGUGUUGGUCCUGGGCUGGCAGAAGCCUGCAAGGCUGGCAGCAAACAUCCCAGGCCAACUCCACUGCCGGAUCAAAGACCUAGCCCAGGUCCUGGGGGUGUUAGGGAGGAGGCCCUGCGCAGUUUCCCACAAAAAACUUCAGAUUGUGUUGUCUUCUCGGGUAGCAUUGAAGGCAGAAGGGCGCUCAGCCCAUCUGGGGAGCAAGAAGACAGCAGAACUCUUCCUUGUCAACAGCUGUGCAACUCUCAACCUGUUGCUUUUCAUGUCUGCUCCUCCCUGUCUACUGUACUGUGUUACGGAGAUGGUGACCUGGGGAAGGGCAUUUCUACAGCCACCCCACAGACCCUCCACCUGCCCUGCAGAGUAUCUUGCAGGGCCUGUGGAAUGGAUGAGAGAGGAGAAAGCUAUUCCAGCAAACCUGAUGUGUUCUUGGCACACGGCCUUGAGCCCAAAAGCAUUCAUUUGGAAGCUGGGCCGACAGGCAGCAGCACUCUGGAGACCUCUGCUGCUGCUGCUGGUGUUUUCUCUCUGGCUCAAGGCUGCAGCUCCCCUUCUGCCCCUGACAUGAGGAUGAAUUCCCUCAGCUACUCAGUUGCUGUGGGGGAUCCUGACAAAAAGGUUGCUGAGAAGAGAGCCAGCACAGAACCCGAGGCUGCCCCUUUUCCUAAAGGUGUGUGCUCUGAGCCACUAAGGACGUUUCACGACAGCUCAGUAGGUGGCCAGAAUGCACAGGAGUUCCAAACCAAACUAGAACUGCCUGCAACAACCAGGAGACGAUGCACCUUCAAUGUAAGUGAAAGGUCUGUUGAGAGUGAGCUGCUGGUGGAACCACAACAUGGGUGUUUAGAAAAUGCUGUCAGGUGCCUUCCAGAAAAGCCAGAACUUUCCACUGAGUCCAGGGAUCACAGUGGCUUAGAUCCCGAAGCCAAGUUCAUGGGGAAGUUAAACCCCAUCUCCAGCCCCCAGGUCGGCAGUCCCUGGGAGGAGGAGAGGCAGCAGAGGGAACAGGCUUCAGGUCGGGGGGAAGACCCUGCCCAGGGCAUGUGUCCCCCACGUUCCAAUGAAGGCGGCUUGGAUGGCUGUCAGAUUGGAGAUGCAGGCGGAGAGGAGGGGGCUGCGGCCAAGGCCCCUGUGUCGACAUUCUCAUCAGGCUUUAGCGGCUCAGCCAGAGUCCCCUCGGGGCCUGCAGCCCAGAGCCCUGGCCAGCCCUCUUCGGGCAGGGAGCAGUUGGCUCCCCGUCACAGGCGCUCGCUUCCUGUGAUUGCCAUCUUCUCUGGCCCCAAACAUGCCAGGUCCUCCCCCAGACCACACUUCUCUGUAGUCAGCUCUUCCUGGUCUCUUCAGGAGCUGAACUUGAGCGUGGAGCCUCCUUCCCCCACAGAUGAAGAGACCCAAGAGCCUAACAAAGUGUGGAACCCACAUUCCAGGGGCCACUCCUCAGAAAAGUCAGUGGUGGGAACAUCUCUGAAGGCUGAGGGCUGCAAUCAGAAAGCCUCAUGUCAUCUGGACAGUAGCUCUGUUGACCCCAGGCUCCUUCAACCCGCCAGCCCUCCUUACCCAUCGCCUUCAGCUCCGUCAUGUGUGCCAGGCCCCAAUUUCACGACCCACUGGAUGUCUGGUGCAGAGGAACAGGCCCGGCAGCGAAAGGCAGAGAGCCUGGGUGGCCCAGCCAGGCCAGAGCAGUGGCUCUCCGAGGGAGACAAAGGAGUACUGAGCUUUGACUCCAGUGACAUCAAUCCCGACAUUCUGCACUGCCAUCCAGAGGGCCCUGCGUGCAUUGGCUGGAAGCAAUAUGUGUUUGGCAGUGCAGUCGAUGUCUCCUGUAGCCAGACAUCCCAGGGCCUGGUACCAUCAAAAACGGUCCGGUGCUCCAGCAUGGACAAUGGCCUGGAAGACCAGAACUCGUUCCACUCCCACCUCAGCAUCUAUGCCAAUGCCCGGGGCCUGGCAAGCCGACGGAGCAGCAUUGAGAAUGCCCAAGGUUCACACGGGGCCUGGGGAGUAUGGGAUUCCUCACUUACCUUGGGGAACCCGCAUAUCCUGACAGGUCCUGAAGGAGCAGCGCCCAGGAAGAGUCCUGACAAGAGAGUCCAGCUCCCGGGCACUCCUGAUGAAGCAGGCUCUGUGACGAGUAAUCCUGUCUGGGCUGAAGGAGGCGCUGUAGGUCCAGUGGAUGAGAUUAUGCUGCUGUAUCCAUCAGAGGCGGGCAGCCCUGUGGGACAGCCCAGGAUAAACACCUUGGAGCAGGGCACACAGACCCUGGGCUGCAGGCUGCACUGGAGCCACACGGACCUCUCCUCUGCUCAUUCGGAAGCCAGCGCAGCUGCGCCAGUCUCUGAUCUGGCCUCCUGGACCAGUAUGCACAACCUGUCUCUCCACCUCUCCCAGCUCCUGCACAGUACCUCAGAGCUGCUGGGGAGUCUCUCCCAGCCAAGUGUUGCUGAAAAGGAGCGAAACACCAAGAAGGAGACCCCAGAUGAGGCACCCCAGGCCCUUAGGAUGGACAGCUGUACUCAGACCACCGUGGAUAAGGGCGUCCAGACUGACCUGGCCUCAUCACCUCCGCACCUCCAGGCCCAGGAGGCCAGCCCUCCGGAGGCUGGUGUGGUUGUUGAAGUGCUGGGCUCAGGUAUCUCCACCAUGUCUCAAGAAAAGGGACAUGUCCCAGGGACACUUCAGAAGAGAGAAGCAGAGGAGACCGCAUGGAAAACGACAGGACCCCCAGAUCUUCAGGAAGAAAGCACCCACUGCAGGCCACAGAGCCCUCCGCUGCCCUCAUGCCAUUCGAGGUUUCAGGAGGCCCCCUUUGGGCAGAACCUCCCUUCUGAGAGCCCUCAGGCCUCUCCUGAUGCCCCCCUGCCUCCCAGCUCCCAGCCAGAGGAACCCUCCUGCCUGGCUGGCAGCAACCCCAGCCUUAGCAUCCCUCAAUCCCCAGGACCCAGCCCCAGUGCCGCAGAGUCUGUCGGGGAGCCUGGGGUCCAGAAGGAGCUGUGUCCCGGGGGUGCCUUGUUGGUGGACAGGGCCUCCUCCCCGAUCCUCACACUUAGUGCUAGCGCUCAAGGGCCUGGGCCCCCCCUAGGCUCUGUGUCUCUCUCAGCCCCUGUAGCACAGCCUCUUGAAGGCCAACAGAAGCUGGUCUCUAGCCCAGAUCUUCCCCCUGAUGCCCCCAGGCCUCCAAUGGAUAAUCAUUCUCAAACAAUUAAUGAGUCAGGUAGUGUCCAGAGAGUGGGGGCUCCAUGUGGAGAAGGGAGAAGCUCCUUAGAAAGGAAGGAGGGCAGGUCUUUCCUUGAGGCAAGCUCCCUAGGCAGCCCACAGCACAGCUCGAGAAUCCAAGUUCAUUUCUCAGAGAGGCCGCACCAGCAGCUUGAGCCCCGGACCACCACCUGGGUCCAGAGUGGAAUGCCACCAGUGUCGCUGAGGCUCAGGAGUCAGAGGCCAGCUCAGAGCUUUGUCCCUGAGGACAUGGCUUCCCUAGAGUGUGACCCACUUAGCAGUAGGGGGCCAAAAAAAUGGCAGAGGACAGAAAAUGGGGGUAAGCAUUCAGCAUCUCCAGGGGAGCCACAGCCCACUCCAGGCAGCCCCUCUUCUUGGGGAGGUCCCCAGCACCUCAGCCCCUGCACCGUCUCUGAGUUGACAGAGAAAACAAGGCUCCAGGGCUCUGCCUUGGGCCCAGCUGAGGCCUGCCAACCUCAGGAGCUGCUGCAGCCCAGUUCCCAGAUGUGCCUGACACCUGAGCCCCAGCAUCACAGCCUGAGGGACCUGCCAGUGCAUAACAAAUUCAGGAACUGGCAUGGGGUUCAGGAUGGCUCUCCUGGGGAGCUAGGAGUGAUGGAGUUGCUGGGGUCCAGACAUGACCUCAGCUUUGGAGAACAGGGACAGGAUCCCUCACAGCAUCUUGACGACCAGAGCCAGGAUCCUGAGUGGUCCCAGAGGGAGCAGAUCCCCCUGCAAGUUGGGGCCCAGAACCUCUCACUCAGCGUGGAGCUCACAGAAGCGAAACUGCACCGCGGCUUUGGGGAGUCAGAUGCCCUGCUCCAAGUGCUGCAGACUGGGACAGGGGAGGCGCUCGCUGCCGAGGACCCUGUGCCAUCCGCCUGGGGGGAGCUCUACGCCCGGCAAAAACAAACCAUUGAGACCCUCCGGAGACAGCGGGCUGAGCGACUUCAGAACUUCCGUCGGACAAGAAGCCUCAGCCCCCAGAAACAACUGAGCCUCCUGCCUAACAGGGAUCUCCCCACCCGUGACCUUGACUUACCCAGCAGGCGCCGAGAAUACCUGCAGCAACUGAGGAAGGAUGUUGUGGAGACCACGAGGAGCCCAGGGUCAGCCUUAAGGUCUGCUCACCUACCCUCUGACAUAGAGCUGAUGCUACGAGAAUAUCAGCGGGCUCGCGAGGAGGCCAAGGUGGAGAUUGCACGGGCCCGGGACAGACUGCGGGAGCGAACUGAACAGGAGAAGCUGAGAAUCCGCCAGCAGAUCAUCUCCCAGCUGCUGAGGGAGGAGGAAAAACUGCACACCCUGGCCACCCCCAGCUCCCUGUGCACCACCUCCAAUGGAAGCCUCUCCUCUGGUGUCACCUCUGGCUACAACAGCAGCCAAGCCUUGUCAGGCCAGCUCCUGUCCCCAGGCAGUGUGGGGGACACGAAUUUGCCUGAUUCUGGAGACUCCUGGAUAGGGGAAGCGCGAGGCCGAUGUGCAGUGAGGAACAGUCACCCGAAUCUGGCUGGGUCUGCUUGGAAGAGCUUAGCCUACAGUCGCAGAGCCUCUCUGGGCAGUUGCUGCUGUUCUUCAUCCAGUGUGUCCAGCCUGGGAACCUCCUUCUCCUCCUCCUACCAGGAUCUGGCCAGGCACAUUGUGGACAUCUCUAUGGCUGACGUGAUGGCGGCUUGCUCGGAUGAUCUGCACAAUCUCUUCAGUUGCCAAGCAGCAGCUGGCUGGAACUAUCAGGGUGAGGAACAGGAGGUGCAGCUCUACUUCAAGGCAUUCUCUUCUACUCGGCAUGGCUUCCUGGGGGCUGGUGUGGUGUCCCAACCGCUGUCUCAUGUGUGGGCAGCUGUGAGUGACCCCACCCUGUGGCCCCUGUACCACAAGCCCAUCCAGACAGCAAGGCUGCAUCAGCGGGUGACUAACAGCAUCAACCUGGUGUACUUGGUGUGCAACCCUGCCCUCUGUGCACUGAAGCAGCCGCGGGAUUUCUGCUGUGUCUGCGUGGAAGCCAAAGAGGGGCACCUUUCUAUCAUGGCAGCUCAGUCUGUAUAUGACACAUCCAUGCCGAGACCCAGCAGAGAGAUGGUCCGAGGGGAGAUCCUGCCCAGUGCCUGGAUCCUGCAGCCCCUCAUCAGGGAAGGAAAGGAGAUCACCAGAGUCAUCUACUUAGCCCAGAUAGAACUUGGUGCUCCAGGUUUACCCCCUCAUCUCUUAAGCUCCUUCAUCAAACAACAGCCACUGGUUGUAGCCAGACUGGCUUCCUUCCUUGGUAGUUAGCAUCUCACUGUUGAGGUGAUGCUGCUGAGAUUCAGGCUCAGGAUGCUCCAGAGGUACUGGGCCAGCUCUUGUUACUCUCUGUACCCUGAUGCAAGAAAAGCCAAGGCCACUUGCUGUGAUCAACUGAGCGGACAGCACUCAGCCCCGAGUUGCCAGUGAAGCCCAGUCGGCCCGUGGUCACAGCUGGCACCUCUGCAGAGCAAGGGGGCCUGAGUGCCUGGCCUUCCAGAGCAAACAAAGUUCAACUCAUCUUGGAUUUUCUACCUUUCUUUCUGCCUCUGGGACCCUAUGGCAGACAAGCCCUGCAAAGACCAGGACUGGACACAGCCAACAGAGCUGGGAGGCGGCAGCCUCUGACACGGUGCUUCCUUAGUGUGGCCCAGCCCUCAGGCUGGUAGGGCGGCAGCCAUUGGCCAAGACUCUGCUCAGAAACCUGCCUCCAGCAUUCAGUUCCACUGUGGGAUGGAUGGAGUAUUACUGAAACAGAAAACUGGUUUAAAAAAACAGCUGCACAAACCAGAACAGUGAUUCAGAAUCGUCUCUCCUUGAAUUUUUACCAAACGCUUUAUUAUUUCUACCUUUCCUUCUGGGUCUUCGCCUCAGUCAGGAGUAUUGACAGUGCUCUGUCAUGAAGCAGUCACUUCAGAGCUCAGGAGAAUGAGAAGACCACUACAGAAGCAGGUUGGACAGAUUUGGGGUCCAAGUGGGGUCCUAACUCUUUAAGGGAGCAUGGGGUGGUUAGGAGGUGGGUAGCCAGAUGCUGGUUGCUGACAAGGCAAGAGGAGUUUCAGAGAUGAAAAACUGUCUUUUGAAGAUGGGAGAGAACAUACUGGAACUCCUAGAGUAGGUAACUGAUUUGUUAAGAGGAAGCUCAGUUCCAUUUCUUACCACACUCAGAUGGUCUUGUUAGCAUUUCACGCUGCUGCUGCAGCCACACAUAUUCUAGGAUGGAUGGAGAUGAAUAUUCUGUAUGGUUACCUGGAAGUGAUAGGGGGUGUGAGAGAUUCCCAGCUUUAGUUCUGGUGCCCAGAAUCUUCGGUGGACGGUGACCAGAUGGGGAUCAUGAUGUGGUAAAUAGGUAAAUUUCUGUAGAUGAUGGCAGAGAUUUAUUUUUCUAAAAGCGUUUUGUUUGCAGGAUUUUUUUCCUCUUACCUCAAUUAAG
This is a messenger RNA of Pteronotus mesoamericanus, 15207 nucleotides long. It is a transcript of the gene STARD9, whose product is annotated as StAR related lipid transfer domain containing 9. The transcript is spliced from 33 exons. The coding region runs from base 90 to 14045 and encodes 4651 amino acids. Gene Ontology annotation, molecular function: microtubule motor activity; ATP binding; microtubule binding. The record is from RefSeq and is a predicted model, not a curated record. Gene Ontology annotation, cellular component: centriole; cytoplasm; nucleus. Lineage: Eukaryota; Metazoa; Chordata; Mammalia; Chiroptera; Mormoopidae. Gene Ontology annotation, biological process: spindle assembly; microtubule-based movement.